Messenger RNA from Rosa rugosa (rugosa rose), 1668 nucleotides. RefSeq names its product histone deacetylase 14, chloroplastic. Bases 134 to 1477 code for a protein of 447 amino acids. The transcript has 9 exons. Gene Ontology annotation, molecular function: histone deacetylase activity. The record is from RefSeq and is a predicted model, not a curated record. Gene Ontology annotation, cellular component: histone deacetylase complex. Lineage: Eukaryota; Viridiplantae; Streptophyta; Magnoliopsida; Rosales; Rosaceae. Gene Ontology annotation, biological process: chromatin organization.
UCUAUCCUAAUGGUUUAAUUCGACUUUGCCAUAAGUUUCAUAUUGCCGCCAUCUGCCGUUUAACGUCCUCUGCUACUACUUGUUACCUUUACCCGCGGCAAAAGUGUUGCACUCCGGCCAAUAGUCUGUGUUCAUGGACCUCCUUUCAGUUCCUUCUUCGCCGUCUUUGGCCGGGAAUGUGUUGUUUUUGGCACGGCAGCGUUUUUGCAACUGGAGGAGUCCUGAAAGACUUCACUUGGAUGCAAUAUUUGCAACAGAUGGAAUUUUGUAUAAGAAUUUGCGAAGAGGAAGGGGAUGUUUCUCCAAAACAACAGAAGCUUCUAGUUCUUUUUCAAAUGGUACUGGCCAUGGAGAAAGUCCAUACAUACCCAUUAAUACAAAACCAAGUGAUGCACGUAUAAUUUAUGCUGUAGCUCCUGCCAUGGGUCAUAACCAGGAGGCUCAUCCAGAAUCUCACUUUAGAGUUCCUGCUAUAGUGCAGGCUCUUGACAAAUUGGAGCUCACACCAAAGUUCCGUGGCUCGAAGGUUAUUGAACUUCAAAAAUUUAGGCCAGCAUCAGUGGAUGACAUCACAAGUGUUCAUACUCAAUCAUAUGUAUCAGGCCUUGAAAAGGCUAUGGAUCAAGCCUCAAAAGACGGCCUUAUUUUUAUAGAAGGCUCUGGACCAACAUAUGCAACUGUUGAGACAUUCCAGGAGUCAAUGAUUGCAGCUGGAGCAGGAAUUGCCUUAAUUGAUUCAGUGGUAGCAGAGUCAAAGAACAGCAGGGAUCCACCUACUGGUUUUGCUUUAAUAAGACCUCCAGGACACCAUGCAAUUCCAAAGGGUCCGAUGGGGUUUUGUGUGUUUGGAAAUAUUGCUAUUGCAGCUCGUUAUGCUCAGCGUGCACAUGGCUUGAAGCGUGUCUUUAUAAUUGAUUUUGAUGUUCACCACGGGAAUGGGACAAAUGAUGCUUUCUAUGAGGAUCCAGAUAUAUUCUUCCUUUCAACUCACCAAGAUGGGAGUUACCCUGGUACUGGAAAAUUUGAUGAGAUAGGUCGCGGAGAUGGCGAAGGAACGACACUAAAUCUUCCUCUACCAGGUGGCUCAGGUGAUACUGCCAUGAGAACUGUGUUUGAUGAAGUAAUUGUGCCAUGUGCUCAAAGGUUUAAGCCAGAUAUUAUUCUCGUCUCUGCUGGGUAUGAUGCGCAUGCAUUGGAUCCACUUGCAAGUUUGCAAUUUACAACUGGAACAUAUUACAUGCUAGCAUCUAGUAUUCAACAACUUGCCAAGGAUAUUUGUGGUGGUCGAUGCGUGUUUUUCUUAGAAGGAGGAUACAAUCUCGACUCUCUUUCAUAUUCCGUUGCAGAUUCAUUUCGUGCUUUUCUUAAAGAGCCAAGUUUGGCGUCUACGUUUGACAACCCUGCCAUGUUGUAUGAAGAGCCAUCAAUGAAGGUUAAGCAGGCAAUUCAGAGGGUUAAACAUUUACAUUCUUUGUGAAUAUCUCAUAUUUUCACUAUGUUUAUCUAUAAACUUAUAAAUAGUUAUGUAUAUAUCUUCACCACAAAUGUAGCUAAUGAUUUGAGAGUCGAGUAUUGUUAUGCAUGCAUGUAAAAAACAUCUCGGAGUAUUGGGAACUGAAAAGUUUAGAUUCAGACCUCUAUGAAAUGCUAUUUAGAUUGUGUUGAUAA